Molecule: messenger RNA, 492 nt
Organism: Striga asiatica
Lineage: Eukaryota; Viridiplantae; Streptophyta; Magnoliopsida; Lamiales; Orobanchaceae
Source: the annotation of a GenBank genome assembly
AUGUCACAUCGCCGGCAACGGGACCCGUGCCCCACUCUCCACGACCUCUUUGUGCCUCCGCUUUAUUCUAUUCUCCAAACUGAAAGUGAAAUACUGUGGGAAUUCCUGCAGUUCCUGCAAUUCGCCCCUCAUCACCUCCCUAAAAUACUCCACCUUGGGCCUGAAAUUGUUCUCGAUGCUGAACGUGAAAAGCCCAGGACACCUCAGCACCAUCUCCACCGCGUCCUUUCUGGAAAGGCCCAGGCCCACGAGAUAGUCCAGCUUGGGGAUGAGCGUGUUCUCCACGCUCGAGACGAGGAGGAUCGGGUCCUGGUAGGCCAGCGCGUGGGGGUCCCUGAACCCCAGCCGCCGGAGGUAGAACAGGGCCGGCCGCAAUUGGUCGCGGACGCUGGAGACCAGCAGCCUCGGGCACUUGUUGACCGCCCGCCGGAAGUUCCGAUCGGGGACGCCGAGGUCGCGGGAAAGGAAAUCGAAGACCGGGCCCAGAUCUGA